AUGUCUGAUCGUUUAACACAAUUACAAGACGUCGUUAAUCAAUUAGCCGAUCAUUUAUGUAAUGCCACAGGUGUUUUACAGAACACCGCUCGUCCAAGUCCAUUUUUAAACUUUGAUCGUAGUGGUUUACCCGAAAGAAAUCAAUUGCAACCGGAAUCUGAUUAUUCACGUUUGUUUUCAACAUUAAUAACUCGAACAGCAACAGAAUUAAUUGCACUCAUUGACUCUUUACCCUCUGUGCCUUCUUCAACAACAACAACAACGACUACCACCAUGCCGUCGUUACAACAACAACAAUUAGAACUCUUAGAAGCCGAGAAUCAUUUGGCAACAAAAAAAUUAGAAGAAACAACGCAAUUAGCGGAAUAUUUAUUAGAAAAAGUGCAAACAUGCCUUCAAUCAUUAUCACAUGGAAUACUCGAUGAAAGAAAAAAAUAUCAAGACACAGAGAAAUAG
Didymodactylos carnosus is the source of this 456-nucleotide messenger RNA. Lineage: Eukaryota; Metazoa; Rotifera; Eurotatoria; Philodinida; Philodinidae. The record is from the annotation of a GenBank genome assembly.